Molecule: messenger RNA, 955 nt
Organism: Phytophthora nicotianae INRA-310
Lineage: Eukaryota; Oomycota; Peronosporomycetes; Peronosporales; Peronosporaceae
Product: ribosomal protein S6
Exons: 1
Coding region: 71-655 (194 amino acids)
Biological process (GO): translation
Cellular component (GO): ribosome
Molecular function (GO): small ribosomal subunit rRNA binding; structural constituent of ribosome
Source: RefSeq, a predicted model, not a curated record
CGUGAUGAUCGGUGGAGCUGACGCCGAUUGACGUGCGCCUCACAUACCAAGCGCUAGCAGCCAAGAAGCCAUGCCGCUCUACAAGCAGGUACUACUGACCAACCUCAAGUCGCCGCCCAAGGACGUUGCACGCGUGUUCCAGGACUGCGCGUCACUCAUCACGUCCCAGGGCGGUGUGAUCCGUGGCACGGAGAACCGUGGCGAGAAGCGUCUGGGUUAUGGCAUCGAGGACCGUCGGUGGGGUGCCCUGCAGCGCCACUACGAGGGCAAGCUCAUCGUACAGCAGUUCAACACGUCUCCCGCCGUGCUGAAGGAGGUGGAGGCCAAGCUUAAGAACAGUUUCCCUAUCAUCCGCUUCAAGACCUUCAAGAUCCGCGACCCCCUGGACAAACUCAUGAACACGCGCAUGACGCUGGAGGAGGCCCAGCUGCUGCUAAACCCUGCAGCCAAGGCCAAGGCCGAGCAGGCCGCCAGAGAAGCCAAAGAGGCUCGCCGUCCGCGCAACCCCGACCUUGCCGACGUCAAGCCUGAAGACUUUUUCGACAUGGACGACGAGAAGGAGGCAGCACAGUUCAAGCAGUACGUGCCUGAGUGGAAGCGUGAUGCGCUGUUUGAGCCGGAUGUGCCCGCACACCUCAAGGACAAGCAGCACUAAUAGGUACACAGUGACGCCAUCAACGACAGACUGUACUGGGUUUGCAGGGUGUGGACAGGUGGAGCUUUUAUCGUCUUAUUGCCUUUGUUUGGGUAGAAAAAAUAGAGAGAACCUCAGAAACAAGAUAAACACUGCAGAUCGACACGGUGUGGCUGCUAAAGUCGCGAUCCUGUGACCUGCUGCAUGUGGCGAGCAUCGUGUUGCUGUUUAUUAUCACUGCAAACGUAUCGCUGUCACUUGUCCUUGCACUCCUUUUAGCUCCACUUCAGCCGCGCCCACUCUCGCUGUGCACUCACUUGG